GGCCCACAAUUCAUUGCUGCUUGUGAGAAUUGCCAGUCAUCUUUAGUGUUGAUCGCGAGUGGUACGAAUUUAGACAGUUUGGGACUGUUUCAUUUUUAUUCGUAUUUUCUUCAGUACGAGUGUUUGAGAAUGAAAGAAUUAACGGCGAAGAAGCGCGAGAAGCCGCGAGGGGAAAAAGAGCCUAAGAGCGGCAGCGGGCCCGAGCCACAGGAUGUGGAGAUGAACGAAGACGAACAGAAAGCACCCAAAGAACAAGAUCAACUUACACUAGAAGACAUCAGGGAGCACGUGAGGCAGAUUGAGAAAGCGGUGAUGGGGAAGGAGCCACGGUUUGUACUUCGUGCACUGCGUGCACUGCCCUCCACCAGCCGUCGGCUCAAUCCUAAUGUUCUGCACAAGGCUGUGUCCGGAUUCUUCACCUCCAACGCUGCCGGAAGAGAAUUCCUGCUCCGCUUCCUGGAGCAGCCAGUGGAUACUGAGGGAGCCAUGCAGUUCAGGCCUCGCACAGGUAAAGCAGCUGCUACUCCGCUGAUUCCAGAGGUGGAGGCUUAUCUACAGCUCCUGCUGGUGGUCCACCUCACCAACAACAAAAGCUACACUGAGGCUCAGAAAGUGUCUGAUGACCUGCUUCAGAAGAUCAGCUCACAGAACCGUCGUGCUUUGGAUUUAGUUGCUGCCAAGUGUUACUACUACCAUUCCCGCGUGUACGAGUUCCUAAACCAGCUGGAUGUGGUCCGCAGUUUCCUGCACACACGUUUGAGGACAGCUACAUUACGUCAUGAUGCUGAUGGUCAGGCUACACUGCUCAACCUGUUGCUUCGUAACUAUCUGCAGUACAAUUUAUAUGACCAGGCAGAGAAACUUGUGUCCAAAUCAGUUUUCCCUGAACUCGCCAAUAACAACGAGUGGGCUCGCUAUCUUUACUACACUGGGCGUAUAAAAGCCAUUCAGCUUGAGUAUUCAGAAGCGAGAAGGACUCUUACAAACGCUCUGCGCAAAGCCCCUCAGCACACUGCUGUGGGCUUCAAACAGACAGUGCAUAAGCUCUUGAUUGUAGUGGAGUUGUUGUUGGGUGAGAUUCCAGACCGUCUGCAGUUCCGUCAGCCAUCUCUGAAGCGGUCACUCAUGCCAUACUUCCUGCUCACACAGGCGGUGAGAACUGGAAAUCUUGCCAAGUUUAACCAGGCGUUGGAUCAGUUUGGAGAGAAGUUCCAGGCUGACGGUACCUACACACUGAUCAUCCGUCUGAGACACAAUGUCAUCAAAACCGGUGUGAGAAUGAUCAGUUUGUCAUACUCGCGGAUCUCUCUGGCUGAUAUUGCUCAAAAACUCCAGCUGGACAGUCCGGAAGACGCAGAGUUCAUCGUAGCCAAGGCGAUACGUGACGGUGUUAUUGAGGCGAGCAUAAACCAUGAGAAAGGUUAUGUUCAGUCUAAAGAGACCAUGGACAUCUACAGCACUCGAGAGCCACAGCUCGCUUUCCACCAGCGCAUUUCGUUCUGUCUGGACAUACACAACAUGUCUGUCAAGGCAAUGAGAUUCCCACCAAAGGCUUACAACAAGGAUCUUGAGUCAGCUGAGGAGAGAAGAGAGAGAGAGCAGCAGGAUCUGGAGUUUGCUAAAGAGAUGGCAGAGGAUGAUGAUGACAGUUUCCCAUGAGUCUGCAGAACAUUACUUUUAUUAAUGUGUCUCAUACUGUUUUGCUCCCCAGAUCUGUAAAAAAGACUCGUCAGCUCUUCAUUUUAACUUCUGUUCAACUGCGCUCUUCUCAUGGGCCCAUGAACAUGCUGUGAUAUGACAUCAUGAAUGCAUCAUCAGUUUUAGGUCGUGCAGUUAUGUGAACUGUGCAUAGUUGUUUUUCUUUUUCACUCCCAACUCAACAGCUGUAAAAUCUGUACAUGCAUCAGUGUUUUAUAAAGAUGCAUUCAUAAAAAUAAUAAAUGUUCUUAAAUAAUCUCAAAACCUAAAGCUUUGCCUGACUUGCAUACAAGAUGAGAUACAUACAAUUGCUGAGGAGCAGUGUUGUCCUGACCAGAUAUAAUUUGGCUCAUGACUCUAAGAUGUAGGUGAGAUUUUCUGUAAAUGAACUGGUUGUUGGUGUUACUUUACAUUUAAUAGUAUGUUUUUUUUUUCUCGUUGAGAAUUUAUCUUCAAUUAAAAUUCAGCACCGCUUCAGUUAAGUGUGUUUGGUUUGAGUAUUGUAUGUGAUGCCGAAAUAUUUGAUACAUCUAGAAAUGCAUUAAGAAACUGAAGGCAAAUUAAGACACACUUUAGCUUUAGAACAGUUUCUGUCCUGGGAAAUCUUCCAUACUAAACUGUGAACUGAUUUGCUUUCUGUUUAAAUUAUAAUGUUCUUUACAGUAACAAAAAGGACUUAUGCAACAAGUUCAGCAUACCUCAGUUUGAAGAAAUAAAAGCAUCUUAAAAAUGCAAUCCAAAAAAGCAUCUCAGCCAUAAAGUCUUAAGAAAAUGGCAGCAAACUAUCAAGAUGUCUACCUAUUUUAGUGCACUGGGAGUGUGGGGUUGAACAGUAUCAGCAUUCAAGUUAAAAAUUCUCUGUCUAAUAGAUUAUAGUCAUCAUUUGAAAUGGCUGU
Molecule: messenger RNA, 2594 nt
Organism: Xyrauchen texanus (razorback sucker)
Lineage: Eukaryota; Metazoa; Chordata; Actinopteri; Cypriniformes; Catostomidae
Product: 26S proteasome non-ATPase regulatory subunit 3-like
Exons: 12
Coding region: 130-1659 (509 amino acids)
Biological process (GO): regulation of protein catabolic process; ubiquitin-dependent protein catabolic process
Cellular component (GO): proteasome complex; proteasome regulatory particle, lid subcomplex
Molecular function (GO): enzyme regulator activity; protein binding
Source: RefSeq, a predicted model, not a curated record